UGACUUUUGAACCAGAAAUCCCAGAAAUUAAAAAACACACGGUCUUUCUGCCUGGAGACAAAGAUUGUCAGAGGGAUUUUUCUGGGUAGUUCACUUAGAAAACCAGCCUUCAAGAUUGAGGUCCGCGUCCAGGUUGAGAUGGACACCAAUCCCCCCGAAACAGUUCCAUCUCCACAGCCUCCCCCGAGGGAGAAUCUGAUUGCCACUGCUGUGACCUUCCUGCAGAAUCCCAAUGUUGCACGCAGUGCUCUAGAUCAGAAGAGGAAGUUCCUUAAAUCAAAAGGUCUCCGGGAGGAUGAGAUUGAGUUGGCUUGUCAGAGAGCCGGAGUCUUCACGUUGGAUCCCAGCAAACAGAUCCAAACUGUAGUCAACAUGAGCACCUAUCCCUCCAGCUACAUGACCAAACCAUCCCUCCUCAUCCGCGUACGGGAUGCCCUGCAAUCUGUGGCUGUUUUUGGUGCAAUCACAUGGUUCAUCUAUUGGCUCUACAAGAACUACAUUGAACCCUUCCUGUUCGGCCGGAAGAAGCGAAAGUCCGUCAAGGACACAGUGAAUGAACUUGAGGAACGGGUUAGAACAGGAUUUAUAGACUUGAAUGUAGAAGUAGCCAAAAUUCAGCAUGAUCUGGACAGAGCUGUCCAGAGGAAUGCCCUUCACGAAGAAAUUCUCACGAUAAAGUCUGAAGUGGAAGCUGUCAAGGGAAUACUCCUGAGCAGGAAGCAAUUCUCCCAAUCAACCCACGUCCCUGCUUCAAUACCCGCCUGGCAGCUCAUAUCCUCGGACAAGGCUCAGCAUCAUACCGAUCACGACAAGAAUGACGACAAUGAUACAGGAUCGGGAUCCAGUGAGACUGAAGUGGUGACCAAGAACAGCGACAGCAGUCUCGAAAUUAUGUAGAAAAGAAGACUAACCAAAUAUUUUAGAGGGGCAUUUUUGGGGUUUUAUUUUUAAGGUUUUGGGGCUUUUUGAGUCAAGGAACCAUGAAGAUAAUCGUUUCCUUGGUUCUUGAUUUCUGUGAAAGUUAGUCAUGUGCCGUGAAUAAAGUUUUUUUUUUGUAA
This is a messenger RNA of Phlebotomus papatasi, 1058 nucleotides long. RefSeq names its product peroxisomal membrane protein PEX14 (gene Pex14). The transcript is spliced from 2 exons. Gene Ontology annotation, molecular function: signaling receptor binding. Lineage: Eukaryota; Metazoa; Arthropoda; Insecta; Diptera; Psychodidae. The record is from RefSeq and is a predicted model, not a curated record. The coding region runs from base 139 to 897 and encodes 252 amino acids. Gene Ontology annotation, cellular component: peroxisomal importomer complex; peroxisomal membrane. Gene Ontology annotation, biological process: protein import into peroxisome matrix, docking.